AACAAGCAUCCCUAUACAUUCUGCUCGGGGUCCUUCUCAGCAACACCCUUCCAAGAUGGCAGCCAACAGUAGCAGCACGGUUAGCAAAUCCAGCAGCGGCAGCAGCGCCGGAGGAAAGCCGUCCGGCCCGUCUGCCGAGCAGGUGGUGGCAACAUUCCAAAGGAUGCGUCAGGAGCAGCGCAGUAUGGCCUCUAAAUCUGCAGAUUUCGAGAUGGAUAUCAAUGAGCACAGCUUAGUAAUUGAAACCCUGAAGGAAGUGGAUCCUUCGAGGAAAUGCUUUCGUCUUGUAGGAGGAGUGUUGGUGGAGAGGACGGUAAAAGAAGUUCUACCAGCCUUGGAGUCUAACAAAGAACAGGUAAUGCAUUCAUCUUUAUGUGACCAGCAAAUUGUUUCAGCAAUCAUGGAAACAGAACAACAACUAUUAUGCAUUGUGGGCGAGAGUCAUAAGAAGAUCAAUCCAUCACACCACUCUUAA
This is a messenger RNA of Notothenia coriiceps (black rockcod), 475 nucleotides long. It is a transcript of the gene pfdn2, whose product is annotated as prefoldin subunit 2. NCBI's taxonomy places the organism in Eukaryota, Metazoa, Chordata, Actinopteri, Perciformes, Nototheniidae. Bases 56 to 475 code for a protein of 139 amino acids. Gene Ontology annotation, biological process: protein folding. The transcript is spliced from 4 exons. The record is from RefSeq and is a predicted model, not a curated record. Gene Ontology annotation, cellular component: prefoldin complex.